Harmonia axyridis is the source of this 1379-nucleotide messenger RNA. It is a transcript of the gene Tcs4, whose product is annotated as probable tRNA N6-adenosine threonylcarbamoyltransferase, mitochondrial. The coding region runs from base 116 to 1363 and encodes 415 amino acids. NCBI's taxonomy places the organism in Eukaryota, Metazoa, Arthropoda, Insecta, Coleoptera, Coccinellidae. Gene Ontology annotation, biological process: tRNA threonylcarbamoyladenosine modification. The record is from RefSeq and is a predicted model, not a curated record. The transcript is spliced from 7 exons. Gene Ontology annotation, cellular component: mitochondrion.
AAUAUUUGCCGGUUUGUUUAUGUUUGAUUUGACAGUUUUUAUUUUUUACAUUUUUAAUUCCUUUGAUCUUUGGGGGACAGGCAUAUGACUGAAAAGCCCUAUUUAUUUUCAAAUAAUGUAUUUGAACAAGUGUAAAAAAAUAAUAGCUUCUAAAUGUAUUCGAUCAAAGAACAUUUUGAAUAUUUGUCAUUACAGAAAUGUUUUUAUUAUGGGCAUUGAAACUUCAUGUGAUGAUACAGGUUGUGCUAUUUUAAACGAAAACGGCGAUAUUUUGGGCGAAUCACUUGAUUCUCAACACUUUGUUCAUUUAAAGCAUGGUGGUAUCAUUCCUCCUAUUGCUCGAGACCUACACAGAAACAAUAUAGAAAAUGUAGUUAAUCAAGCAAUAACUAGAUCUGGUUUGAAAAUUGAGGAUUUAACUGCGAUUGCUACAACAGUGGAACCAGGUUUACCAAUGAGCUUAUUAAUUGGAAUGAAAUAUGGGAAAUAUUUAUGUCGGGUAUAUAAGAAACCAUUCAUACCAAUACACCACAUGAAGGCACAUGCAUUGACAGCAAGGAUGUUUGAUAAAUCAAUAGAAUAUCCAUUUUUAGUCUUAUUAGUGAGUGGUGGACAUUGUCUUUUAGCUAUUGCAGAAAAUGUAGAAGAUUUCUUGCUUCUUGGAAAAUCAAUAGAUAACUCACCAGGUGAAAUUAUGGAUAAGAUUGCCAGAAGACUCAAGUUGAGAAAUUUGAUAGAAUAUACUGCUCUAUCAGGUGGAAGAGCUAUGGAAUUGGCAGCAUCUAAAGCAGAUAAUCCCCUACAAUUCAACUAUAUCAUACCUUUAUUACACCAAAAAAACUGUAAUUUUAGUUUUGCUGGACUUCACAAUCAAAUUAGUAGGAUGAUUGAAAGUGAAGAAAAAAUACACAAGGUAGAUCCAGAUGAAGUUAUUCCAUCAGUUCAUAAUUUAUGUGCAGGAUUUCUUCUCACAAUAACCAGGCAUUUAUGUCAUAGAGUUCAGAGAGCAAUGGAAUUUAUUGAAUUAAAAAAUUUAAUUCCUCCAGAACGAAGAAUUUUGGUGAUGUCAGGUGGAGUAGCUUGUAAUAACAUCAUACCUAAAGGCAUCCAAAUGGUAUGUGAUGAAUAUGGAUAUAAAUUGGUUCGUCCACCCCCAAAAUUGUGCACAGACAAUGGGGUCAUGAUAGCUUGGAACGGUGUGGAAAGAUGGAAAUCACAAGUUGGAGUAUGUUCCGAUUUAGAAAAAAUCACCAUAAAAAAAUCGAGUCCAAUUGGAAAGGAUAUGAUUGAAGAUCUAGAAAAAGCUAAUAUAAGUUGUAAAUGGAUAAAAGUAACAAAUAUAAUGAAUUUAUCAACAAUAUAAUUGUAGAUAAAAAACA